CCAUCACGGGUACUGAAAUCCGACUUUAGCUCUAUAAACCCUUUUAUUUACCGCUGAGCCAUCAGAUGGGAGGUUACAAUUACAAAACAAAUUUAAUUAUUUCCCCACUACGAAGUUUUUCGAAAUUACGAGUUAAAGUUUGAGUUUAAAAGCACUUUUUAUGAUUGGUAGUAACGUAUUCUAUAGCUGCGAGCAUUAAAGAGUUAAUACAGGUAUGUAAGUUGGGCUCAAUUUUUUUCGUUACCCAGAAUGCUUCAUGAUAAAUAAUCUAUUAUGGAGGAUGAAAGACGCAUAAUUUCGUUGGUAGAAUAUCAUAUGCAUGAUGAAGAUUCCGAAAGUUCAGAUAGAGAAGAUGAUGGUAUUUCUUCUGAAGGUGAAAUAAUGGCCAAAGGUGAUAAAAAGAGUAAGAAUCCAAAUGUUUCAUAUGAUACAUCUCUUCCUGCCCAACACACUUACUUAGGUAAUGAUUUGGAAGAGUUGAGUGGGAGAACUUUAUUAGAUGAUGACAGCUGUCAGAGUUUGCCCCUCCUACCACUUCCUGGAAUUGUUCUUAUUCCCGGUCAAACACUUCCCCUACAGUUGUUUGAGCCCUCAGCUGUUAGCAUGGUCAAAAGGAUCAUAGAAAAAGACCGUACUCUUGGAAUUGUAAAUCAACAUCAAUCUCCUUCAGCAGAUGUAGCAUGUAUUGGUACUACAGCAGAGAUAAGGUCUUACAUAGAGAGAGCAGAUGAAGACAUUAGACUUUCUACCAUCAGGCUUAAAGCAGAAGGUCGGCAGCGAUUCCAGGUUAUAGAAACAAGACGACAGAUCGAUGGUGUAUUAAUGGGCAAGGUGAGGAUUCUUCCCGAGAUAACGCUGGAUGACCCAGGAGAAGGAGCAAGACUUCAUUGUCUAGACAGGUUUAGGACUUUACCCCUCUCCACUCCAGAACAUAUGAAAGUAAAGGAGCAGGGCUCUAUUGCCGAUUCAACUUUGUUUAAGUCACUCGUAAGAGGAAAGUAUGAUAAGUUUGACUUUGCCAACUACACAAGAUGGCCACGAUGGGUUUAUCAGCAGUAUGAUACUCACCUAUUAGUCCAGAGAAUUAAACAGGAACUUGAGAAAUGGAACUGUUCUGUGCCUGCAGAUAAAGUUGCCAAAACUCCAGUGGACUUCUCGUACUGGGUAGCAGCUAACUUACCACUAGAUGACUACAAACGUCUCUUCUUAUUGGGUUUAAAUAGUGACAUCCAGCGACUGAGAUGUGAGUUGUCUAUGUUAGAAAGGUACACUGUACUUUGCUGUCGAAUUUCAUCUUGCAAUAAAGACAUCAUCAACAGGUGUGAUGUUUUUAGUAUGUCGCUGGAGGGCCUUCAGGGAACUUACGUCAACCCAAGUGGUUACGUACAUGAGAUAGUGACAUCUUACAAAGCUUGUGGACUACUGUUGCAAAACAGAUCAUCAACAGAACAAAGCUGGUUUCCUGGGUAUGCUUGGACUAUUGCUUCGUGUAGUGGAUGUGGCAGUCACAUGGGGUGGAAGUUUACAGCUACUAAACGUAAGCUACAGCCACAGCAAUUCUGGGGAUUAUGCCGAGCUGCUUUGAGGCCUGCUCUUUGUUCUGGCCGUGAGGAUGAACAGUGGAAACCAAGCUUCUAGUGUAUCACUAACAGAUCUUCAAAUAUCAACUUUGGUUGUACCAAAAAAAAUGUGAGAAUUUUCAAAUGGUUACAAGCCUGACAUGAUAAUUUAAAAGUAGAAAUAUGAACACAAGUAAAUAAGACCUUUGAUAAUUAUCUUCCUUCUCAGUUCUGUGGUGAUCCAUUUCUUGCUUUCAAAAAAAGUUUAUAAAGCUUUUAGUAAAGUUUAUUCUGAUUCUUUGUGUAUUGCUGUGGUACAGAAUUAGUUGAAAGCUUGGGAUUUUCAGAGUACGUUUCUUCCUGAUCCAGACACCAGGUAAAAACUGUAAAUGUCUUCACUGUUGUAACUGUUCAUUAUUUACUUACUGCGUUACAAGUUGUAAAUGUAUGCGACCUACCUAGUUACUUUGGUAACUUCAUGAAACUAAAUAUACGUUUAUCAGAAGGACAUUGGAUAGAUAUCUGUAUUAGCAAGAAGAGUUAUUAUGAUUUCCAUAUUUAACAAUCUUUUGAUACUUUAAACUAAUAAGAUGAUUGUUUGAAGAAAUUAUUAGUAGAUUUAAUACCAUGUGAACCUGCAUCUUAAAUAUAGUAACAGUAGUGUUAAGAUCAACUAAGAAGUAUUCAAGUUACUUCACAGAUUCUGACGCUUACCGAAAAAUGACGGGAAUGAAAGUGGUAGUUUGUGAUCUGUUCUCAAAUAAAAGAGUAAUUAUCAUUAACUGGAAGUCAAAGAAAUUGUGAACUAAGUGAUAUAUCUGAAUAUCAGGAGCUAAAAGAAAAUUACCAAGAAGAAAGCUGACAUUAGUAAGUUGAAAAACCUUUUAAAUGAACAUGAUAGUUUUUAUGUGCUGUAUAGACUUGGACAAUAAAGACAAUGAAAAAGAAAAGUACUCGAAGCUCACAUAGCACGAAGCUUUGGAUUUUGUGGCAGAAUUAUCAAGAAAUGAAUUAGACAACAGAAAAGUGAGAAAAUGGUGACUUCAUUAUUCGAUAAGUCGGUAACUAGAUGCGGAUCUUAAAAUAUAACAUAUGGAAAAAAAUGUAAUACAAUUUAUGUUUCUACAGAACAGCUCAAAACGAAGAAAAAUUGGUUUUCAUGUUAAGGUGUGAACUGAUAAAUACAGUAGGUUGGGUUUUAAAAGAGGUUUGUCGUUAAAGAAUAUUAUUAAAUUUUUUAGCUUAGUUUUAGUACAUCCUUAAUGAUAAGUGUAAGCUCUUGAUUAUUCUAUAGAAUACUUCAAUAAUAGCCACUUUAUUCAAGUGUUUUUGUUGUUUUUUAAUGAUGCUGGAAGUAUUAAUGUAGAAAAUUGUCUUUAGUCUAAUCGUAAAAGAAGAAAAAAUUAACCAAUUUUCUUUUCGUACAUGUUUGGAGUAGCAUACACAUUCAGAAUGUCUUCAGGUACGACAUUCUGUUAUAGUCCAUCAAGUAGAUGAUGUCUUUAAAAACCUUGUGUAUAUAUAUAUAUAUAUAUAUAUAUAUAUAUUAAAUCACCAGGCCUGACUGGAAAAACUUUGUUGAAUGUCGAGAAAUGAUAGACCAAGGUUGACCUUUAUUUUAUAGAGCCAGGAUGUUUUCAAUCCCUUUCUAAAAACCUAUCUUCUUGUGAACCUAGUAAUUGAUGUGUAAUUCAUAUUGUUUUAUAAUUGUGGACAUUGAACUUCAGAAUUAUAGGAUCUUAAUUUUAUGCUAUUAUAAAGUUCUUAAAUGGAAAUUCAUACAAAGAUGCACAUACAGAAGUUGUGUGAUUUGUUUGAUAUGAUAAGUGAAUUAUUGGAUAUUUUCAAUGACUUGUGAAAUCUGUUGAGUUAAGAAUUUACCUGUGAUAACCAUUUUUAUCCACUUUUAACUCAACAGGCUGGGAAAAAAUUAAAAUUUAGUUGAUUUAAUUAUUCUAACUUUGAAAAUACUGGUUUAAGUUUUCUUAGGUUGAAAGAUUUCUAAUGAAUAAUUACAAGUGCAUUUUAUUUAAGGUUAUAGGUUUUUUGUGUAUGUGAUAAAUAAGCUACACCAUUUUGGACUUUGUCAAUUGCUAUUUUCAAAAAUAUAAACCUGCUUUAUGGCAGUUACAUGUUUUGGUUUGUCAUUAUAAGAAAUUGAUUUUUUGGCAUAAAGUUUACAAAAGAUAAAAUAUUUAUAACAUAAACAUAUUUCAAUCAAAUUAUACCUAAAGACUGAAAUUUAGUAAGAAAAAUAUAAUUGACAAGACAAAAAUGUACAGUGACCGGUGAUAAUAUUAAGGGUUCCAUGUUAUUAUGAAAUGCACUUUUGCAUUGAAUUUUCAGUCCAGCUAUUGAAUCUUACAGGUUCUAAUAAGUAUUAAAAAAAUAAGAAAAAAUAAGUACAUCUGUAAAUCAGUUAUUUCAUUGACUGGGUGUUUUUUUCCCUUUCUGAAGAGUAAAGUAAGAUACGCAAAACUUUGUAAUAGUUCUAUGCACGUGGUACUUCUAGAUAAACUGUUUUACUCAACAGAUAUUGUAGAACCCUCCAGUAAAAAGAAGCUUAAGUAGAAAAUGUGUGGAAGAGUUAAAAUGAGUUUUCUUGAUUUUCACUGAGUUGUGAGAAAGCAAAACGAUAAGUGUGUAAGUUGGAAUAUAGCACAUUUACUGGAUGUUGAGAAUGCUCUUAAAAACAAAAUCUUUAUCUGUUCCAGACUUAGAAAAGUUUACAUGAUAUACACAUUUUGACAAUGUUGUUGUUCUCAUAGUACAUGCACUACCAUGUCACUAUUGGUCAUUCCAACAGAAAGAUAAGGGGAUAUUUAACCUCAAGGUAUCACCUAACCUGCCAGUGGAAAAGAUAGCUGCCCACCUUUACACAGAGUAUUAUACUUUACAGCAAUAUAUUAAAACCAUAAGGGAAUAACCCAGAAUAAAAGGUAACUAGGAUGAAAGAGAAUUAGACAUAUUCCUUGACCUAGUCUUAUUUUAAACCAACAUACAUGUGUAUAAAAAAUUUUAUGAAUCACAUUUCUAAGUAAAGGAAAAAACAUCUAGUAUGCAUGUGUGCUACACAUUUUGUAUGCCUUUAGUUAAAGAGGUGGAAUCUGUAAAAAAUUCCCGUCAGCAGAGACAAUGGUAUUGCAGAUCUUGUACAAGUUGAAAAUUGUUCAGCAUGUAAAGAAAUCUGGUUAAAUUUUUGUUUAUACUUGUUCUGUAAACUGUAUAAAUAGUUCAGUUUUUAUAAAGUUUUUUUAUUUCCUGAUAAUAAGAUACCCAUUAAAUAUAAAUCUAAAACUUUUAGCCCUUUGAUUUAUAAUGAGUUUAAUAGUAUUGAGUUGUUUUUCAAACACAUGUUCUAAGCACACUUCUAUCAUUUUGUAAUAAAGGUGAAAAAUCGUAGUGGUAUAAUGUCCUUGGUUACUGUAGAUGGAAUAAGAGUUCUGUGAUUUAACAUAUUGUGAUAAGAAAGAGCAGACAGAAUGUCAAAAUGUUGUAAUUGUUCUAAGCCACUAGUCUUGAAUUUUUUCCCAGCCAAGUUGAUUAAAAUUAUGUAACUCUAUCAAAUGUAAAGAUUAGUUUGAUGUUAAAUAAAAUAGUUUUGCUUCAAAAAA
Messenger RNA from Limulus polyphemus (Atlantic horseshoe crab), 5173 nucleotides. Its product is annotated as protein cereblon-like. The transcript has 9 exons. Bases 274 to 1638 code for a protein of 454 amino acids. NCBI's taxonomy places the organism in Eukaryota, Metazoa, Arthropoda, Merostomata, Xiphosura, Limulidae. The record is from RefSeq and is a predicted model, not a curated record.